Oreochromis aureus is the source of this 2837-nucleotide messenger RNA. RefSeq lists its product as uncharacterized. The transcript is spliced from 2 exons. The record is from RefSeq and is a predicted model, not a curated record. Bases 1457 to 2692 code for a protein of 411 amino acids. NCBI's taxonomy places the organism in Eukaryota, Metazoa, Chordata, Actinopteri, Cichliformes, Cichlidae. Gene Ontology annotation, biological process: DNA integration. Gene Ontology annotation, molecular function: nucleic acid binding.
UUUGUGAUUUGUUUUUGUGGUUUGCACUUCAGGGCCACCGUACUACACAGCUUUGACUAAUUUAUCUCCAGACCAGCGGUGGUUCACAUGCAUAGAUUUGGCAAAUGCUUUCUUUUGUCUCCCUCUGCAUCCAUCUUUGAGAGAUAUUUUUUCAUUUACUUACAGGGGCCAGCAGCUGCGUUACACUCGGUUGCCUCAGGGCUUUGCCCUUUCACCUGGGAUUUUUAAUCAGGUACUUAAAAAUGCUCUCUCUCCAUGUGUAUUGCCUGAAGGAUGCACACUGAUCCAGUAUGUGGACGAUUUGCUGAUUGCUGCUACAACAGCUGAUGCUUGCUUUCAAGCGACGAUGACCGUGCUUCGUCAGCUGGCCAAAACAGGCUUUAAAGUUACAGUAGACACUACAUUCCUGACUAUGUGGGCAAAACCAAACCUUUGAGGGAUUUGGUGAAAGAACAUGGCAUGAGGGACCUCACAGCUGAUCUGAACUGGACCACUGAAGCUGAAAUGCGGUUCAUUGAACUAAAACAGGCCCCGUCUCGUGCAGCAGAUUUAGCAAUCCCCGAUUAUCACUCUGAUUUCUUUGUUGAUGUUUCUGAAACAAAUGGAGUGGUGAAUGGAGUUUUGUUUCAGAAAAAAGGGGGAAGGAGACGAGUGCUGAUGUAUAUCAGCAUUGGCCUGGAUAAUAUGGAAAAGCGACACCCCACGUGCACACAGCAUGCGGCGGGGGUAGCAAAAAUAAUUCAGAAAGUGGCACAUGUAGUGAAAGGACACACACAGUGUGGUGGCCUAUGUGAACUCACAGGCAUUCACAAUGACCCCACUGAGACAACAGAGACUGACUAAGAUUCUGGAGUCUCCAAAUUUGACCUUCACACAUGAAGGGAUCAACAUGGCAGACCAGAUGGGAGGGGGGACACUUCAUGACUGUGCACAAAUAGUAGAGGUUGAGGAGAAAGUAAGGUCAGAUCUGUGAGCAGAACCGGUGAAUGAGGCAGAUCAUUAUUUCACAGACGGGUGUUGUUUUAGGGAUCCGAGUGAAGGAUUGAAAACAGGUUAUGCAGUGGUGAAAGGAGUCAGAAACCAGCUGCAUGUGAAGAAAUCAGGAACAUUGGAAGGACCUCAAUCAGCGCAGAGAGCAGAGCUUAUUGCAGUGAUAGAAGCUCUAAGAUUAGGAAAAGGAAAAAGAGUUAACAUUUACACAGACUCAGCAUAUGUGUUUGGAGCAGCACAUGUGGAACUGGGGCAAUGGAGGAGGGCUGGAUUUAGAACAGCCUCAAAUAAACCGAUUAAACAUGAGGAAGAGAUGAGAUAGCUGGAGGACGCUCUGAAAGAACCCCUGGAGGUGGCCAUCAUAAAGUGUAAAGGGCAUGACGAUUCCAACACUUGGGUGGCAAAAGGAAACAGAGCAGCAGACGAAGAAGCAAAACGGGUCGCAGGCUAUCAGGAAGGAAAACAAAUGGUAAGCAUGGGUAUGGAAUGGGGAAACCUGCCAGCCCAACAACGAGAGGACAUCGAAAAGGCGCAAAAAGGAACCUCGCCUGAGGAAAAGGCGGUGUGGCAGGAGAGAGGGGCCGUACAAUCAGAAGGAUUGUGGAGAGGACCCGACGGGCGGCCAGUACUCACAGCAGAAAUGGCCCAGGAGAAGAUUAAAGAAGCUCAUGGGCUAGGACAUGUAGGAGUAGCCCAAAUGGAGAGGGACUUGUGUCAUUGGUGGCAUCCCUACAUGAGAAACAUGGUAAGGGAACACGUGAGAACAUGCCUGAUCUGUGGACAAUAUAAUCCAAAGCCCACCGUGAAACCAGAAAUGGGUAAGUUUCCUUUGCCAGAAAGACCAGGCCAGGAAAUUGUGAUUGAUUAUACCGACGUGAUAACUACAGUCCGAGGGUUUAGAUAUCUGUUGGUGUGUGUGGAUACUUUGACCGGCUGGCCAGAGGCGUGGCCGACACGUAGAGAAGACAGUAAAACGGUGAUCAAAUGUCUUGUGAAUCAUUAUGUCCCCUGGCAUGGAUCUCCAGAGAAGGUAAGAUCAGACAAUGGCACUCACUUUAAAAAUCGAGAUCUCGCUGAGGUAGAAUGUAUGCUAGGGUUGCAACAUAGAUAUGGUACAGUUUACCACCCACAAUCUCAGGGAAAAGUGGAGAGAAUGAAUCAAAAUCUUAAAAACAAAUUGGCCAAAAUCUGUGCACAGACAAACAUGAAUUGGUUUGAUGCUCUUCCCAUAGCCCUAAUGAGUGUGAGGUGCUCCGUUAAUCAGAGCACCGGGUUUACUCCAUAUGAACUGCUGACAGGGAGACAGUUUCCAGGCCCUGCAGCAGGUGUAAGAAAGUUAAGAGAGGAAAUAAAUGUGUCUGAACAUGUGAAACAGUUUAAAGCACUAAAAGCUCUUGUCUCUAGUUUCACUACCCAGGUGGGAGACCCGACCGGAAAGGAGGUGACCACGCCGGAGGUGAAGUGGGUGUGGCUGAAGGUGUAUAAGCGAAAGUGGGACGAGCUGAGGUGGACAGGACCUUUCGAGGUGACCACUCGAACCUCUCAUGCGGUCCAGCUGAGAGGCAAAGGCGACACUUGGUAUCACUGGAGCCAGUGUGCGGCGGCAGAGGAGCCUAGGAGGUCGGAGAGGCUCUUGGUGAAAAAGGGGGACACGCCCGUGACCCCAAAACACACAGAUCUUAGUAAAAAAGGGGCAGAAUAAUCCCCUGAUCUGUGCAACGACCAAAGGGUAGUCUAACCCCGGAGGUUGAAGAAAGAAGUCGAGAAUCACCCGACUGGAAGAUAUUGAUAGCUGCAGUAAUAAUUAACCUCCUAAGACCCGAACUCUUCCACGACAUGCAUUUUUA